AUGAUUUCAAGACACUAAAGUUAGAGUGAAGGUAUUAAAGUUGCCAAUAACUAAAUACAAUAGCCUUAGAUGAAUUAAUAUUUUUAAGGAUAAUUUAAUGAACAGCUUCUUUAAUAAGUAUAAGCAUAAUAAUUUCCAGGUAAUGAUUUUAACAUAUAAAUAGAUUAAAAUUUUGGAGUGAUUUCAACCUAUACCUAAGGAUAAUAAUUUUAUGAAUAAUAGCAAGGACGAUUAAGUUUUUCUGCUGAUUAAUAAUAAUAGCCGCUUUAAGCUCAAAAUUAGAUAGGCCUCCAUUAAAAUCAAUAUAUUGAAUUCCCUAAUUUUACUAGUAAUCUCCAAGGUUCUCCUGAUUAAUCCUAAUGGUCUAUUAAUUAGUUUUAAGGAUCCCCAAAUUAAUUCUAAGGAUCAAAUGGUUAAUUUUAAGGGCCACCUAGUUAAUAAUUUUAAGGGCCUUCUGUUUAAUUAUAAGGAAAAAGUGGUUCGAUUUAAGAGGCUUCUGGUUAAAUCUAAGGGCCUCCUGGCUAAUUUUAAGACCCUCCUAUCUAAUUUUAAGGACAGCCUGUUUAAUUUUAAGAACCACCAGGUUAAUUCUAGUGGUCGUCUAGUUAAUUUUAAGAGCAAUCUGUUUAAUUUUAAGGGCCACCUGGCUAAUUUUAAGACCCUACUGUUUAAAUUUAACGUUAGAUUGGUUCGAUUUAAGGGAUUCCUGGUUAAUUUUAAGAUCCUGCUGUUUAAAUUUAACGUUAGAUUGGUUCGAUUUAAGGGAUUCCUGGUUAAUUUUAAGAUCCUGCUGUUUAAAUUUAACGUUAGAUUGGUUCGAUUUAAGGGAUUCCUGGUUAAUUUUAAGAUCCUGCUGUUUAAAUUUAACGUUAGAUUGGUUCGAUUUAAGGGAUUCCUGGUUAAUUUUAAGAUCCUGCUGUUUAAAUUUAACGUUAGAUUGGUUCGAUUUAAGGGAUUCCUGGUUAAUUUUAAGAUCCUGCUGUUUAAAUUUAACGUUAGAUUGGUUCGAUUUAAGGGAUUCCUGGUUAAUUUUAAGAUCCUGCUGUUUAAAUUUAACGUUAGAUUGGUUCGAUUUAAGGGAUUCCUGGUUAAUUUUAAGAUCCUGCUGUUUAAAUUUAACGUUAGAUUGGUUCGAUUUAAGGGAUUCCUGGUUAAUUUUAAGAUCCUGCUGUUUAAAUUUAACGUUAGAUUGGUUCGAUUUAAGGGAUUCCUGGUUAAUUUUAAGAUCCUGCUGUUUAAAUUUAACGUUAGAUUGGUUCGAUUUAAGGGAUUCCUGGUUAAUUUUAAGAUCCUGCUGUUUAAAUUUAACGUUAGAUUGGUUCGAUUUAAGGGAUUCCUGGUUAAUUUUAAGAUCCUGCUGUUUAAAUUUAACGUUAGAUUGGUUCGAUUUAAGGGAUUCCUGGUUAAUUUUAAGAUCCUGCUGUUUAAAUUUAACGUUAGAUUGGUUCGAUUUAAGGGAUUCCUGGUUAAUUUUAAGAUCCUGCUGUUUAAAUUUAACGUUAGAUUGGUUCGAUUUAAGGGAUUCCUGGUUAAUUUUAAGAUCCUGCUGUUUAAAUUUAACGUUAGAUUGGUUCGAUUUAAGGGAUUCCUGGUUAAUUUUAAGAUCCUGCUGUUUAAAUUUAACGUUAAAUUGGUUCGAUUUAAGGGCCACCUGGCUAAUUUUAAGACCCUACUGUUUAAAUUUAACGUUAGAUUGGUUCGAUUUAAGGGUUUCCUGGUUAAAUCAAAGGGCCACCAGGUGAAACAUAAGGAAAUACUGGCUUGGUAUAACUUCCUAUUUAAGAUACUAAUGGCCAAAUUUAUUCCCUUGCACAAAAAUAACAGUUUCAAAUUUCAGCAUUACCUGGUCAAUAAUAAGCUUAUUUAGUUAGUCCUUUUGACAAUCUUCAAUUAAAUGCUAGGUCUAUCAACAAAAAUCAAAAAGUAGACAAUAAAGAAAUCAUAUCAUUAAAACAAGAAAUAGAAAUUAUCAAUUAGGAAUUAGAAACAUCGAAGAGAAAAUCUGAUGAAAAAGAUAAUCAGAUAAAAAAACUUUAAUAAGAAAAAAAAAAAUACGAAAAUCAACAUCAGGAAAAUUUAGAUGAAUAAUAAAAAGAAUAUGAUCAAAAAAUAAAAUAAAUUUAACAAAAUUGGGAUUAUGAUAAAAAUAAGUUUAAAAAUUAAAUUGAUAAUCAAAAGAAGGAAAUUGAUGAAUUGAAGUAUUUUAUUGAUAUUAUAAUUUAGGGAACAAGUUGAGGAACUUAUUCAAGAAAAUGAAAAAUUAAGAAGAAGAACCAAUCAGAAUAAUAUCAUGAUUAGCAAUUUACCUCAAAUGAUAAAUGAUGAUCAAAAUUAGGUAAAUUAGUUAAGAAAAAAGAAUUAAGAAUUAAGUAAAUAAAUUAAAGAUAGAGAUGUAAAAAUCUUAAAUAUGGAAUAAGAAAUAGAAAAUUUGAAUAGAUAGUUUGAGAUUCGAAAUGAAGAAGAAAAUUAAAAUUAAACAAAAAAAAAUUAGGAUUUAAAUAAUCUUAUUAAAGAGCAAGGGUAAAAGCUCAGAUUACUAGAAACUUAGAUCAAUGAAUUAAGUCAUUAAGCAUUUGUUGAAUAAAAAAAAAGAGAGGAUAGAGAUUUAGAGAUUCGUAAAUUAAAAUAAAAAAUGGAAGAACUUUAAAAUAGUAUACAUUUAAAAGAAAUAGAAAUAAAUAAUGAUAAAAAAAUUAUCUAAUUCCUUUAAGAAUAAUCUAAUAAAUUUAUGUCAGGAAAUGAAAGAUAAUAAGAAUAUCCAUCGCUCAAUUAAGAAUUUUAAAGACUGUAAGAAAAUAUGCAAAAAGAAAUAGCUUAUAAAAAACAAAAGGAUGAGAAAAAAAAAGAAGAUGAGUAACGUAGAUUAAUAGAAUAGAAUGCUUAAAGGAAUUAGAUUAUAAAAGAAAGAGAUUAAUUAAAUAAGCUAGAAAAGCAAAAAAAAGCUAUGAAAUUAAGAGAAGCUAUAAUGAACACAUAAGGCAUACUUUAAGUAGGACUUUUGGUUGAUGUAACAGGAUCAAUGGAUAAAUAUAAAGAUGCAACUAUGAAUAUUAUUUAAAGAACUAUGGCUUGUAUUAAAAAUUAAACAAAUCGAGAUUGUGAAUGGGGAUCUGUUUGUUAUUAAGAUUUUGCAGAAUUAAAAUAAAGGGGUUAAUAUCUGGAACACUAAUUUACUAGAGAUUCUAAUAUUAUCAUAAAUUUUUUUAAAAAUAUUGUUUGUGAUGGAGGUGAUGAUGGUGCUGAAGAUCUCAGGAAUGGAAUUAAAUAAUUAAUAAAUAAUUUAAAAUGGGAAAAAUUUUUUAAAAUUGCUCUAUUAAUAUGUGAUGCUCCAUCUCAUGGUAAAAAAUGGGCAGGGAAUGUAUUGGAUGAUUAUCCAAAUGAAGAUUUGGAAGAUGCAUUAUAACAAUUAAUUAAUAAAAAUAUAGUUUUAAUUGGAAUUGAAUUCACUUAAAGUACAGAUGUUAUGUUUGCAUAAAUGAUAAACUUCUAUGCAAAAUAAAACAAAUAAUAAUUGCUUAUAAUUGUAGAUUUAAAAAACAAAAAUCCUGAUUAAAUUUAAGAUCAGUUAAUUAACAUUAUAUCAGAAGCAUCUAUUUCAAUCACAGAAGUCAAUUAAUCAGGGACUAAAUCGAAAAAAUAAAACAUUGUAAGAGAUGGGGCGUUUGAGGCAUUAGUAAAAUUGUUACCUGAUCCUACAAAAUUCGAUUUAGAUCCUAAAAUAUCUACUAUUUAAACCAAAUUUAAUGUAUAUAGGGUUGAAAUUAACUAAUCAGCAUUUGAAAAUAACAUAACAUCAAUUUAUAGAAUUAGAAUUCCAGAUGAUUAUUAAAUAACACUUGAAAGUGAAUGGAAUUGCACUAGAACAUUAAAACCAUUUGCUUUUGGACAACUCAAAGAGGUUUACUUGAUGAAAAAAUUAGAUAAUUCUGUUUAGAAUGAAGUAUAUGUGAUUAAAAUGCCAAUUGGGUAUUAUUAUUUAUCUCUAUUUCUAGAGGUUAAACUUAUAAAACAAUGAAUGAAGCAUUGCUUGAAUGUAGAUCUCAUUUGAUUUCCAAAAGAUUAAUGCAAAAAUUUAUUUAGAGUUUAAAUGAUAAAGGUUUUAAUGCCCCUUAAAUUAAGUAUUCAGAUUUCUUAAUACUCAAAGAACAUGAUAGUAAAAAAUAUAUUAAUUUAUAUAGCAAGCUACUGGAUUGCUGAAAGAUUUUUUUAAGGAGAAUUUACAAAAUUUAAUAAUAACUUUGGAUACAUUAACCCAAAAAAAGAUUUAAUAAAUAUUUUAGCCCAAGUUUUUACCUAUUACACAUUCCAUAUUAGUGAUUUUUCAUACAUGAUAUGUGAUGUAUAAGGAGUAGGGUAUAAUUUUACAGAUCCGGCAAUCAAUACAACUGAAGAUAAUUUUGAUGAAACUGAUUAGGGAUAGGAUGGAAUUGGAUAAUUUAUUAUUUCAUUUGAGAAGGAUAAAAAAAAUCUUUAUUAAAAAUAUAUAGAUAUUCUUGAUUUAAAAGAUUGA
Molecule: messenger RNA, 4510 nt
Organism: Paramecium sonneborni
Lineage: Eukaryota; Ciliophora; Oligohymenophorea; Peniculida; Parameciidae
Source: the annotation of a GenBank genome assembly